AUCCUUUCUUGUAUUAAGUUGUUCAUUUGGGUAGUUUAUAUUUAAUACUGCUGAAUAUGUCAACAUUGGUGCUAUCAGACUUCUAUUUAUUAUUACUGUAUUUGUCUCGUCUGAAUAGUAAAAUUAUACUGUUUUUUUCCUUGAUGUUUUCAAUACCCCAAACCAGCUGAUAGUACUUAAUCAUUAACAAAGUUUACCUUUUGCACAUAGAUUGCGGAGAAAGUCUACUGGUAGCUUCCACUACCGUUACCGUGGAAACUCAACAAAGUGUUAAGCUGUGAUCCAGCAUCGCCGAUAUUCCAGUUCAACACGUCAUAUUUAUCAGAACAAAUCCUUCUGAGAACUGUUCAACUCAUUUUAACGGAGCAUUUUCAGCUCGGGCAGUUUCGAACUCUAUAAUAAACAGCAAGUACCUAGUAAUAAUAUCCACCGAAUUGAUAUCACCAAAAGAAACAAAUUACUAUGUCUUACGUCUCGUCUCUCGGGAAUCUAGAGAAAAACUCCGGAAUGCCGGACAGCGAGAAUGAAAACAAGCGACUGAUGGACCGACCUGCUAAGAGAUACAGCAGUCAAGACACAGAGGGACCUGCUAAGAGAUACAGCAGUCAAGAUACGGAGGGAUCUGCUAAGAGAUACAGCAGUCAAGAUACGGAGGGGUUUGAAGGUUACGAAGAGGGGCAUGUUUACAGUUCUCCCUAUGCGCAUCAUCCGCCCUAUGUGCAACACCCUGACGAAAUAAAAGACGCUAUGACAGUUACCUCGCAACCCGGAUCAGCUGCAGGAAGCACGAAAGAGAUAGAGGAGUACCUGGUGCAAUUGGCCCCGUCUGAGAUUGCCAAGUGGACAACAGAUGAAGUGUGUACUCAGUUCCUGGAGAGAAUAGAGUUCGCUUAUCUGAUAGAGAACUUUAAAGUUAACAAUAUAACUGGCAGGGUUUUACUGAUGUUGGAGGAGAGGAAUUUAGUGGAGAUGGGUGUUAAUGUUAUCGGGGACAGACUCAUGAUUCUCAGCUAUCUCAAACUACUCAAAAAGAAGAAGAUAGAAGCAGACAAGAUGGCUACCCUCUGGCAGGGGGAGACCCCUGCACCCGGGCUAGCCUACAGUGAGGACUGUUGCCAGUGCAUGUCCAAGAUGUGCUGCCCGUGCUGCAUCACGCGCAAGUUGUGGCGCAUCACCGGACAGGGUAUAUUCUACCGGAUAGUGCCUCCGUGCAGUAUGUUUACUGAGGUGAGACAAGAAUACAUUGAUUUCCGUUUCUUGAAGGACAUGGAGCUGAGAACCCGGAAUACAUUUGCUUGCUGCUGUAGGACACAUGAGUUUCUUAUGUACGCAGACCAGAAAGGCAAAUCAGGCGGAGAUGACGAUGAACCAAUUGUGGGGAUAGAGGAACCCCACCAACUCCUGCAUCCUGAGGCAGACAAAGUUGAGACCAUCGUCAGAUCAGCGUGGAGCAACGCUAGACUUGUUGCAGAGUAGUGUGAUGGUGAGCUGAUAAUGUACGCUGAGCAGGCUUCUGACGAAGAUACGCCCGAUAGCCGAUCUAUACACCCGGUGCUGCAUCCUGAUGCUGAGAAGGUGGAGACGAUUGUAAGGACAGCUUGGAGUAACGCUCGAUUGGUGGCUGACUAAAGGACUUCCAAAGUCCUGGACUUUGUGGCUGUGAUGUGUCCCACGUUUAGAGGGAUCUUUAAUUUAGUGUUUAAAAUAGAAAUUUAAUGUUUAUAUCUAUUGUGAGAAUAUUAUUCAUUUAUUCCUUCUGAGUUGUAGACUGAUUCUGAAUUACCCUGAUUUCGUUAGUUUUAGGAAAUAUUGUAAGUUUUGUUGAUCAGAUAAUAUAGGUUUGCAAUUCACAUUAUGAUAUUUGGUAGAUAUGAUAUUCUAAACACUUUUAGCAGCUUUUUGAUUGCUCUAAAUGUUCUUAUCCUUAUCAAAUCUUUACUCUCCAUAGUUACCUUAUCUAUUUUUGGGUAAAAUGAAGUGCAAAACAACUUAAUGAGCAACAAAAGUAUAAGUUAAUAAAUAAUUCUACCCGCUCAUUUCACGAAAAUAGCGUAAUUUAACAUGCUUCUCUUUUUGAAUUAUUUUAAAUGAAAAACUUUAUAUAAAUCGUAAAAAGAUUUGUUAUAUUGUGCAUUUCGUGCCUACUCUUGAACAUUCACGACUAAUAUUCCAUAAACAAAGAAUAAUGAAUAUCUUCCAUCAGGAUGCAUCGGUUGAACCUGAAAAUUUGGUGUAUCCAACAUGUGUACAUAUAUAACUGCUUAAUUACAUAAUAUUAUUAGAGUUGAUCUCCAGCUUUGUAUUAUAUUUACUCUAUUGUACUAUAUUUAUUAUUAUACGAUGAAUGAUAAUAUUUACUUUCUGUUGGAUUUUGAGUUAAAUUAUAAA
This is a messenger RNA of Bolinopsis microptera, 2388 nucleotides long. RefSeq lists its product as uncharacterized. Lineage: Eukaryota; Metazoa; Ctenophora; Tentaculata; Lobata; Bolinopsidae. The transcript has 8 exons. The record is from RefSeq and is a predicted model, not a curated record. Gene Ontology annotation, molecular function: protein binding. Bases 463 to 1476 code for a protein of 337 amino acids.